AUGUUUAACGAACUGCUUGGCGCGCUGUUGAAAUCAUGUAAUUGUCUUUAUACUGGUGUAGCUGACCUUCUUCUAGGCGACACAGAGAUACUAAAGAACACCGAAUCUGACUGGAGGGAAUGUCACAAGAGCGAGAGGGAUAUCAACGAGAAAUGUGUUCCUAUUGGCUGCCGUACUAGGGACAACCUACUGAGUCUCGGGAUCCGUUCCUCGAGUUUACACUUCCUAACUUCCCCAGAAUCUGUGAAGGUUGCUUUACUUUCAAGGAUCUUGUUUCCUGAAUCCAGGAUGGGACUCUUUAUAGGCCCUACGGUGGCGAUAGGCCUCCUUGCUCUGUGCGUCGCCUCGUCCUUCGAGAUUCAAGAAGGAUGCAGAGUGCGAGAACUCAUCGAGGAAAACGAAUUCUUGUUUGACUCUUUGGACUUCUUGGCCGUCUUCCCUCGCAGUCAGAGGGAACUGAAGGUACUUGUAAAGUGCCGCGAGAGAAGUGAUCUCAUCCACAUCAAUUCAGACAACAUAACAUGGACCAAGAAGCAGAUGGGGAAGCAAACAACAGAGUCUGCUAGCAUUCCUCUCGCACAUAGCAUCACGGGCUGGGAAAGAUUCACCCUCUCCUUGAAGGACAAAUUAACCCUCAAGGAUAGACAGAACAACUCAUGGGCGCCAUUCGACAUUCCCCUUUCAUGCCAUCCACAGGAUGUCUCCAUCAUAGGCAAGCACCUCACUCGCCAGUGCUCGCCCCAAACGCCCACGUGGGUGGUCAAGGACAAGAAGGUCGACAUUCCUCUCUUCAAUGGAAGCGAGGGAGUAAGGGAGGCCCUGACGCUGUUCUCCUUGCUGCCCUUUGGCCCUACCUUCAGCAUCUGCGACACAAGCUUCUCUUUGGGACUCCGUAACCAAAAGCUGGUGACAGGAUCCGAACCCUUGGAAGGCUCCACAUUCAGCCUUUCCCUCAGUGUACUCCCUGAUAACACGUUAAAGGUGGAGAACGAGGGAGAGCUGUUGGUUUCGAACAGCCUGAAGGCGACGCCCGAGAGCAUGGGGAUUCUAGGCCGCGAAGGAGAUAGAUUCGUGGUGGUGCAGCAUCUUCUGCCUCGACGCUUCGUCGAUGAGACUGAGGACGUGGGACAUCCUGAUGAGAAGAAGGAAGAUCAGUGCCAGAAACUAGAUGUCAUUACUUGGACUCUCGCCGGCAGCCUGGCCUUCGCGGUGGCAAUCGUCGUCGUCCUUCUCAUUCUCCUCCACGUGUCCAGUCGAGAGAACAAGGCAAGAAUUUUACUUGCUGAUGUAUUUGAAUAUUCACACACACACACACACACAAGAACACACACACACACACGCACACACACACACGCACACACACACACACACACACACACACAUAUAUAUAUACGAUUAUCUAUCUAUCUAUUUAUAUAUACACGAUUAUCUAGUAGCAGAUAUUCUAUAAGAACAAGAGAUGAUUCAGGUCUCGGGAGGGGGUCAAACUGUGCAGGUCUAGGGAAGGCUUUACUGACCAGCAUUUAGGAAAUCAGGCAAAUUUCUAAUCAAAACAGCUUCUAAAACAUUUCUUUCGUAAGAAUUCGGAGAUUCAUGAAUUAGUUUAACUUCUUUACAGUUAGGCUGAUGGCCUUCAUCACGUAGGUGGAUAAAACACGCAUUAGAUUCUCUAGUAUACAUCACGUUUAUGUUAAUUUACUCUCCUUCCCAUGAUGAUUAUGAGGAUGACGAU
This is a messenger RNA of Penaeus chinensis, 1732 nucleotides long. RefSeq lists its product as uncharacterized. The record is from RefSeq and is a predicted model, not a curated record. The coding region runs from base 1 to 1527 and encodes 508 amino acids. The transcript is spliced from 5 exons. Lineage: Eukaryota; Metazoa; Arthropoda; Malacostraca; Decapoda; Penaeidae.